This is a messenger RNA of Cylicostephanus goldi, 383 nucleotides long. NCBI's taxonomy places the organism in Eukaryota, Metazoa, Nematoda, Chromadorea, Rhabditida, Strongylidae. The record is from the annotation of a GenBank genome assembly.
AUGAAAGUGCCCAGUGUGUCAAGCAAUACCGCACAACAAGCUCUGAUGCGAGCAUGGCAAGUGCAGGCGCCGGAAGCACCACCAAAAUUGAACAGAAUUCCUGUCCCAGCAAUCGUAAAACCUAACCAAGUCCUCAUCAAAGUAAAGGCAGCAAGUGUGAAUCCGAUAGAUACGCGAAUGGCGAAAGGAUAUGGUCGCUCAAUUCUUGGAGUUUGGAAACAAUUUGCUGACAGAAGUUUUGGAGCACGCUUAUUUCCUUUGAUUACUGGACGAGACUGUUCUGGUAUUGUGGAAGAAGUCGGAAACGAUGUGAAGCUGCUACGUCCCGGCGAUGAGGUUGGCUGCUUUUUUUGCAGAAGAUCUUUUCACCUGAAUAAUUAGGU